Messenger RNA from Priapulus caudatus, 827 nucleotides. RefSeq names its product serine hydrolase-like protein. The record is from RefSeq and is a predicted model, not a curated record. Lineage: Eukaryota; Metazoa; Priapulida; Priapulimorpha; Priapulimorphida; Priapulidae. The transcript has 9 exons. Bases 99 to 827 code for a protein of 242 amino acids.
ACGAUCAUCAUAGGAGAAAUCUGCCAUACCAGGGUGGCAGGGAUUUGCUUCGUUGCACGCCUCUGAACAUUUUCGAUAGCUUCUAUGUGUUUCACUAGAUGGGGAGCCCAUAUCUGAUUUGCGUACUCCAGCGAGAACACAAGGAGAUACGGAUCGCUGUGCCAUGGGGGCACAUCGCAGCACGAGAGUGGGGUGAUGCUUCAUCCCUUACUAAGGUGCUCUGCCUUCAUGGAUGGCAGGACAAUGCUAACUCAUUUGAACCUCUAGUUCAGUAUUUCCCACCUGGUUUCCACGUAGUGGCGAUCGAUUUCCCAGGACAUGGACUGUCAUCGCAUCUGCCCCUAGGCAUGGCUUACAACUUCAGUGAUUGGGUCGUCCAUGUGCGCAGGGUUACAAAAGAUCUUCAAUGGAAACAUUGCCACAUCGUUGCGCACAGUAUGGGUGCCAGUGUUGCCAUGUUGUAUUCUGGAACAUUUCCUGAGGCCGUCGAGAGUUUUGUUUGCUUUGAUUUGUCAAGCCCAGUAAUUCACAGAGUGGAGAACGGACCGGAUAGACUUCACGAAGCUGCAGAUCAGAUAGUCAAGUAUGAUCAUGAGCACUACGGACUGUACGACUUUGAGGAGACUGUGCAGAGGUAUAUAAAGUCAACAUUUGGAUCAGUGACAAGGGAGUCUGGUGUUUUACUAAUGGAGAGAGGCACAACAGCGGAUGGUCAAGGUGUCACGAUCACAUUGCCGACGAGGCUGACUGCGCUCAUGGGCACCGUCGCCUCGUCGCAGACGACGCGCGUGUACUCGGCGCGGAAGCGCGGCGACGCGACGGCGUAG